Messenger RNA from Mytilus californianus (California mussel), 1432 nucleotides. RefSeq lists its product as uncharacterized. The transcript has 2 exons. Bases 362 to 961 code for a protein of 199 amino acids. NCBI's taxonomy places the organism in Eukaryota, Metazoa, Mollusca, Bivalvia, Mytilida, Mytilidae. The record is from RefSeq and is a predicted model, not a curated record.
AUAAAUCAUUUCAGUCGUUGAUAUAAUAAUUAAAGGUCGACUGAACAUGAAUUAUAUAAUACAAUUUAAAGCGCAUUUCUGUUUAUGCACGUGAACCCGUCUAACGUUAUUUUCGCAGUUAUAUAAAGUAGCAAAUUAUCGUUCCUGAAUAGGUGGCGCCGUGGUAGCGGAUCCUGUUCCUCUUCUUCCGGUUUCUGCACUGUGCAACUAUUUCAGUUACAUUUUUAAUUAACGAUGCCAAGUACUUGUUGUUGUGUACCUGGAUGUCAUUUAAGAGGAGGACAUGCAUUUCCAAAUGACUUAAAAAGAAGGAAAAGUUGGAUCAACGCCAUGGCCCAUACGCAGAUUGGACGAGAACACGAUGAUAUCGUGGAGUCCAUCUCAAUCAGCUGUUGUUUGCAAGGCACGUUUUACUGAAAAAGACUACGUGCAGGAAACUAUUCAUGGGCGCAAACCCACCAUACAGAGACUUAAGUCUACUGCAAUUCCCAGCCUAUUUUCCUGGACCAAGCAAGAGACUGAAUCGUCCGCAAAUAGAAAAAUCAGGGCAGUUUCCUGUGAAAACAAAAGAACUAAACUUGAUGAAUAUUGUAGUAGAAAUCUAGAGGAAAGUUUUGAUUGUAAAGUUGGUUUUCCUGAAGAAGUCAUUCAUACUGCAGAAAGGAUUUAUGACUGUCCACCACCAACUGCCGAGCUAAUGUUGAGCUUCACAGAUGGAAUUACGCAAACACCAUCAAUGCCUAUGUUUUUAACAGAGAAUUUUGAAAUGAAGACACGUGACACAGCCAUGCAUUUUUAUACCGGUUUAGAGUUGUAUACUAAAUUUUUAUUUGUUUUGACCACACUUGGUCCAGCAGCACAUUGUUUGAGAUGCAUAUAUUUUCAAAUUGAUAGGGUGUCAGUUGAAAAUCAGUUUUUUUAUGACUUUGAUGAAAUUGAGGCAUCAUACAACCAACUUUGAACUGUCUAAAUUCUAGAUUGAAUCUAGUGUUAAGAAUAUUGUGUAUACAUGGAUUGUUUUUAUGUCUAAACAGUGGUGUGAGGCUAACACUUGGCCAUCUAGUGGUUUAGUCAGGUAUUUUUCACCAUCCAACUUCAAAUUAAAGUUUCCUACGACUUGGAUUAUUAUUGACAGCACAGAAUAUCCCGUGAUAAAACCUAAAGCUCCUAGAGCUCAGGCAACCUUUUCAUCAAAUAAAAUCAGAAACACUGAAAAUUCUUGAAUGUUCGACACCUGGUGGUUUAGUCAACUAUGUCUCUAUUUCACAUAGAGAGAAUUAUUGGACUUGGCAAAACAUACAAAAUCUAAUAAAUCCUAUGAAUGGAACUGAAACAAAACUUUCAUCUGAAAUAACAUUUAGUUGUUUUAUGUUGUGUAAUUUUAGAACUUGUAUUGUGCCAAAGGAUGCAUAAAUAAAAGUGACGCAAUGAA